AUGCAGCCCCAAGUUCAUAACCAAGGGCUGUCACUUCCCACACUGCUACCCACUAAUCAAACUCAGACAUACCAACUGUUGUUAAAUCGGAACUUGCGGAGCACUAUAUCUUCUACUGGAGUUCAAACAUCUGCUAGUCUACCAUCCUCAUUGACUUCUGUUUCUGGUAUGAAUCAGACUCCAAUCAAUGUUGUUGGCCAGAAUGCUAGCAUGCAGAACAACUUGUCUAAUGUUGCACAAAACCCAAGCUCUUUGGUGCAACGACAAAAUGUGAUUGAUCAGCAGUUAUAUCAAUCACAAGGAGUACUUUCGGAGACAUCGUCAAAUUCUACGGUGCAAACUGAUGAGACAAAUGGAGUUGAUUGGCAAGAGGAAAUCUAUCAAAAGAUCAAAACCAUCAAGGAUAUAUACUUACCCGAGUUAAAUGAAAUGCGCCAGAAAAUUGAUGCAAAGCUGCAGGAGCAUGAUUCUCUUCCACAGCAACCUAAGACAGACCAGCUUGAAAAGUUAAAGAUGUUUAAGAUUAUGGCGGAUCGCAUGAUAUCUUUCCUACAAGUAUCGAAAGACAACGUCAAGAUCAGUUUCAAGGAUAAGCUAAGUUCCUACGAGAGACAGAUAAUAACUUUUCUGAACACGAAUCGGACCAGGAAGCCAAUGCCUCCAAUGCAGCAAGGGCAACUUCCAUCUUCUCACAUGCAAUCGUUACAACAACCUUCGUCCCAAAUCACUCAAGCACAGUUCCAUGAAAAUCAAAUGAUCCCCAUGACCAUGCAUGGUUCUGUAUCAGCAAUGCAGCAGAACAAUAAUAUGAUGAACUCUAUGCAGACAGAUUCUAUGGCCUCACUUCAGCAGGGUGCUAUGGGGUCUCUACAACAGAACCCUAUUUCUUCCCCGCCGGCAAGUCUCAGCUCCGUGCCUUCACAAAAUGGGUUAACUACGUUGCAGACAAGCCUUCCUCUUCAGACAAACCCAAACAAUAUGCUUCAAUACCAGCAUCAGCUGCAGCCGUAUCAACAGAUUCAGAAACAAUUGAUGCAGCAGGGUAUGCUUCAACAGCAGCAGUGGCUUAAACAAUGUUCACAACUACUGACACUACAUCAGAAAGCAAGGCAGCAACAAGAAAUGCUACAGCUACAUCAGGUAGCUGGUGUUAAUGAGGUGAAGCCGAACAUUUCUUCUAUUCCAAAUGUUAAUGCCUUCGCAGCGCCGAGCAUCGGACAAGCACCGCAAGAAUCUCUUGCCAUUGGCACUACUCGUGUUGUUGUUCCCGACUAUGGCGCUCGUGGUAACGAUGCUUUGGCAACUGGCAAGUCAACUGUUGCAGAGCAGCAGUCACCUGAUGGUGCUCAGUUGACGCAGCUGAUCUCUGAGGCACGUUCUCCAUCAGCUUCAACAUGA
Linum trigynum is the source of this 1398-nucleotide messenger RNA. The record is from the annotation of a GenBank genome assembly. Lineage: Eukaryota; Viridiplantae; Streptophyta; Magnoliopsida; Malpighiales; Linaceae.